AUGUCAGCGUUCAACCCGUUUCGUGUCAAGAAUGCAGACGGCAGCUCCGCUAGCGCGACCAAACAGCUUCAGAUUGCUGGCAAAGAUGUGCAGCCGGGCGAGUUUUUCAAACCGCUCCCUCCACUGCAGCAGCCUCGCCCUCAUUCUCAUAGUGCCUCCACAACUCAGACCCCCGAGACCGAAGCGUCGAAUUCCUCGACCGUGAACAUUGUGAAUCCUUUCGGCCCUGAUCCAUCGACGGACGACCCCACCCCCAGUGCUGCUGAAGAUGGCUCGUCCAUCGCACCGGUCUCAUUUCCAAGUCCGUCCGCAGAUGGUCUUUCUGCAGGGCCACUAGAGAGAAGACCUAGUGAAUCUGUUCCAGAUAGUCUGCCAUUGAGUAGUCCACCAGGACAAGUCUCAUCGUCAGAUAGGCGAGAAAAUAAUUCAUCAUCGCGUGUGAGCCCAACUGGGGGCACAACGCAAAGACCGCGGUCUCUGCUCGAGGCUGGCACCAACACCUCGUCUUCUGGUCGAUCGAGCAAAGACAAGAAGCCACCUCCUCCCCCGAGAAACCAUCAUGGCAGAAAGAUCAGCACCAUUCCGGACUCUGCGACAGCUAUGAGCAAGUCCGCCGCCCUGUCACCCCAUCCAUCGCCAUCUCGAUCGAAUCACCGCUUCUCUUACCAUGUUCCGAGCCCCGAGGGUCAAAAACUGUCUGUUCAUCAUUCAGACAUGACAAACUCGAGACCUAGCAGUGAAGAUAUGGACCAUUUCUCGCCCACAACCUCCACCGUGGAGUCGCCACAAGCGCCUGUGCCAGACUCCGAUCCUCCCGCCAAUCCUGUCCAUCGCAGCGGCUCGCAGCGAUCGCAGCGAAAGCGCCCACCAACACCGCCCAUCAGCCGUCGACAGAGCCAGAUUGGACGGGGCAACUUUUCCCAGUCGAAACCAAGCGGAGGUCUGCUGGUUCUGUCGCCACUAGAUUCUGAGACCCUGGAGAGAUCGAGGCCGCCUAGUCCCGGCCCCUCGGCGAGGUCUCCAACCCCUAGUGCAGCUGACCGCAAGCGCUUCAGCAUGCCACCCAUUCCUCCCGCGAAAGCGUACGAGAAGGGGGGCGAAUCACGACUCCCUGGGGCUCCGCUGCAGAGAGAGUCCCUCUCUCCCACUCCGGCCGGGGCCCGCUCCAAUGCAUUGUCACAUAAUCGCCGUGCGUCCUCAUACAAUGUUCCUAUGAGCAGUAGCUCGUCGUCUUCGAGUGUACCUCCACCCCCACCGCCUCCUCGUCGUGCGCGGGACCCAAGCGCCCGCAGUAGCGAGGGGAGGCCAGCGUCGCAGGUCUCAGCAACGGAGGAGGUACCCUUGCCGCAGCCGUCUAAUGCGACGGACAUUCUGGCCGAUCUUACGCGGCUGCAGAAGGAAGUUGAUGAUUUGCGUGGUCAUUAUGAGAAUCGCAAAGUCAGUCCAUGA
Penicillium oxalicum is the source of this 1449-nucleotide messenger RNA. RefSeq lists its product as uncharacterized. The record is from RefSeq and is a predicted model, not a curated record. The transcript has 2 exons. Bases 1 to 1449 code for a protein of 482 amino acids. NCBI's taxonomy places the organism in Eukaryota, Fungi, Ascomycota, Eurotiomycetes, Eurotiales, Aspergillaceae.